Molecule: messenger RNA, 462 nt
Organism: Cooperia oncophora
Lineage: Eukaryota; Metazoa; Nematoda; Chromadorea; Rhabditida; Trichostrongylidae
Source: the annotation of a GenBank genome assembly
AUGCAAUUCUCCAUAUGGACCAUCUACUCUUUGGCAGUAGCGCUUAUCUACGUAGAGCUACCUGAGGCACAUACGCAGUUCCUCAAAACAGCUUCGAAUCGAACAAAUGUGGUAUGUCGUUUUUUUUUGAUUAAGCCGUUUUGGGUUGCAGUGGGUUGUCCUCCAAUAUCGCCUGAAUCUUUUCCAUUGAAGAUCUUGAUUGGACACAUUGGAGCGAUUGGAGCUAUGCCAAACUACGAAAAGGUCCUGGAUCUUGCUAGGCAGGAGCUUCUCGAUGACGGAACGCUUGAGAUGAUCAUCUCACGCAAUGGAUGUGGAGAAGCCUUCGAGGGAGUGGCCGCAGCCGCUGAUCUUUACCACAUCGAACACAUCAAUGCAUUCCUUGGACCAUACUGUAAUGCUGGUAAGCUCAAUCAAUUUUCGUUAGCGGCUAGAAAAUAUAACUAUGAGUUCAGAGCCUAG